UAUAUUGACACUAUUUUCUUCAUUAAUUCAGUAUAUACUUUAACAGAUUUGGUGAUUGUGAUUUGGUGAGAUGCUAACUAAAUGAUGUAUUUAUCUGAUUUUCCAAACAACUUGAUGUGGAAUACAGGACACGAUCGAUCUUACAAUGAAUGUUGCUUUAGAAUUGAUUCUUUCGAAAUCUUUACUACUCUGUGUAGCACCGAGACUGUUUUAUGUCAUACGCAUGUGCGACACUUUUUUGAAUGAAUAGGAUAUAUUUGAAUUAACGAUACACAAUGUUGAGGUAUACAUGCCAAGUGUGUUUUAAUAUGGAAUAUUUUGCUCGACUUCUUUUUAUUAUAAUGCCAUGGUUUUAUCCUCAAUGUGGAUGUCUGACUUCGCUUCGUAACACGUCAACCACUCUUGAUAAUUUAUUGAAAAGCUACGACAUCCGUUUAAGGCCUAACUUUGGAGGCCAAAGACUGGACAUCGGUAUCGAGUUGAUUGUUGUGAGCUUUGACGCUAUAUCUGAAGUAAAUAUGGAUUACACUAUAACAAUCCAUUUGAACCAGUAUUGGUUAGAUGACCGACUAUCCUUUGACAGUUACGAUGUAUCAAGCAUGACACUCACUGGCGAAUUUGCUGAGAAAAUCUGGGUUCCAGAUACAUUCUUUGCAAAUGAUAAAAACUCUUUUCUGCACGAUAUAACAGAGAAAAAUAAGAUGAUUCGAUUACAUGAUAAUGGAUCUGUUGUUUAUGGAAUGAGGUUCACAUCAACUCUUGCAUGUAUGAUGGAUUUACAUAACUACCCUCUAGAUAUACAGAACUGUACGGUGGAGAUAGAAAGUUAUGGCUAUGAUAUGCAUGAUUUAAACUUGAACUGGAAAGACGGUAGAUCAUCAGUGUAUGGGAUAGAUAAUGUGGAACUACCCCAGUUCUCUCUUAUAGAAUAUAGGACGGUACGGAGAAUAGAAAGUUUGUCGUCAGGAGAUUAUCCGCGGCUUUCCUUAAGCUUCAAGCUAUACAGAAAUGUCGGAUACUUCAUUUUCCAAACAUAUCUUCCGUCUAUAUUGAUUGUUAUGCUAUCUUGGGUGUCAUUCUGGAUAAACCAUGAGGCCACAUCAGCAAGAGUUGCUUUGGGUAUUACAACUGUUUUAACAAUGACGACUAUCAGUAAUGGUGUUCGUUCGUCGUUACCCAGAAUAUCCUACGUAAAAGCCAUUGAUAUAUACCUGGUUGUCUCUUUUGUAUUUGUAUUUGCUGCGCUGUUAGAGUAUGCUGCAGUCAAUUAUACAUAUUGGGGGAAACGUGCAAAGAAGAAGUUCAAGAAGAUAAAAGAUACACAACCAAUGCUACAGGAUGGUAAAUACAAUAGUGUUGAUUUCGCUGAAAUAGAUGAAAUAAGGAUGUCACCAAUUAUUGCAAUUCGUUCGCAAUCAUCGGGAAAUUGUGCUGAAAAUGGAGAGAAAAUCUCACGGACAAUAGUAGCUUCUCCAGUUCUUCCAAGAAAUUGUAUGUCACGAAGUUACUACCGUGAAAACUUAGUGAGACGAAAAAAUUCAAGCGUUAAAAGAAGGAGACAACUUCACUCCAAUGUACGAGAAAAAAGUGUGAAAUGUAAACUGCCUCGUAUCCGUCUGCCACGCAUCAACGAUGUGAACUGCAUUGACAGAUACUCAAGAAUGGUCUUUCCUUUGUUAUUUGUAUCUUUUAACGUAAUGUAUUGGGUUUUUUAUUUGUUUAUUAAGAAGGACACGUAAUUAAAGUUAAAAUCAAUGACAACGGGGUUAUGUGCCUUUGUCCACAAAUAUAAAGUUCAAGCUAUUUAGCAUGUGUUAAGAUUUACUAAAUUUAUCAAUUUCAGGGAAUGUAUUCAUUUUAUUAAUGGACAGUAAACAUAUAAGUAUGCGUAUCAGUGUACGAUUUUAUGUUUCCCUUGUUUGUUUAAUAUAUCAUUGUAAAAUAUCAGAGAUAAUAUUUUGUCCCAAACCAACAUGAAAUAUUUGUCAAUGUACGUUAGGCAACCAUCAAAUGACUCCGAUAUAAUGUAUCGAUAAUGUAUUCGAUAAAACAGCGAUAUCGUUAGUUGCCAAUUGAUCAGUUACCUAUACAUGUAUAUUUCACAAUUGUCAUCAUAUAUUACUUAUUUACGUUGUUAUGAUUUCAGCAAAAUUUUUUUAAAUUGGUUGACACUCUUUACAUUUUUAUACUGUUAAUUUGACUCGAAUUUGGAGAGAAUAAAUGAUUGAAUAAUAUGAUGUAUAUGUUUGUUAAGGUUGAUUAUGUGGCUUGCGUUUUGAACUUUUAUGGUAUAAAAAAUCUCAAUGAAAGACCUAUUCACUGUUGAACAUGUGUGUUAAUUGUGAAAGUACAUCAGGUAUAAAUAGAUACAGAUGUCUUUCUUCUGUAUAAUUUUGCAUGCUGCAUUUUAGA
Mytilus trossulus (common blue mussel) is the source of this 2412-nucleotide messenger RNA. RefSeq names its product gamma-aminobutyric acid receptor subunit beta-like. The coding region runs from base 276 to 1739 and encodes 487 amino acids. Gene Ontology annotation, cellular component: synapse; plasma membrane; GABA-A receptor complex. NCBI's taxonomy places the organism in Eukaryota, Metazoa, Mollusca, Bivalvia, Mytilida, Mytilidae. The record is from RefSeq and is a predicted model, not a curated record. The transcript has 9 exons. Gene Ontology annotation, molecular function: chloride channel activity; extracellular ligand-gated monoatomic ion channel activity; neurotransmitter receptor activity. Gene Ontology annotation, biological process: regulation of membrane potential; chloride transmembrane transport; chemical synaptic transmission.